Molecule: messenger RNA, 3456 nt
Organism: Centruroides sculpturatus (bark scorpion)
Lineage: Eukaryota; Metazoa; Arthropoda; Arachnida; Scorpiones; Buthidae
Product: solute carrier family 12 member 6-like
Exons: 25
Coding region: 106-3318 (1070 amino acids)
Biological process (GO): chloride ion homeostasis; cell volume homeostasis; chloride transmembrane transport
Cellular component (GO): membrane
Molecular function (GO): potassium:chloride symporter activity
Source: RefSeq, a predicted model, not a curated record
GCACGAUCUGUCAUUUCAUUAUUUGUUAUGUGAGGGAGUUUAUAGAAGUGAUUUGGGGGCGAAAAAGGACUUUUUUAACGCUUUUAUAUUAAGGAACGUAUAAAAAUGUCGCGAUUUAAAGUGACUCGAUUCAUUUCUUCAUCCCGAGAUAAGAAUUAUGGAUCAACUUCGGACGACAAUUACACAAUGAGGGACGUUGACUCUUUCGGUGAUGGAUUAUUACCUGAAGAUCAACCAAUUAUUGAUGAUCAGUUGUCCAGUUAUGAAAAAAAUAUGUAUUUAUACCAUGAAGAAAUGCCAGAAAGACCUAGGGUUGCAACACUUCUCAGUUCAUUGGCCAAUUACAAUGUAGCUAUUCCAAGUGUUGAUGAUAGUGAAGCAAAACCAAAACCAAAAAAAGCAAAUCUUGGGACUAUUGCUGGUGUUUAUCUUCCAUGUAUUCAGAACAUAUUUGGUGUAAUUUUCUUCAUUCGUCUUGUUUGGAUAGUUGGUGUUGCUGGUAUUCCACAAGCUUUUCUAAUUGUUUUGUUAUCAUGUUGUGUGACAUUCACAACUUGCAUUUCUUUAAGUGCAAUAGCAACAAAUGGUAUUGUUCCAGCUGGUGGAUCAUAUUUCAUGAUAUCUAGAGCCUUAGGUCCUGAAUUUGGUGGUGCUGUAGGAAUAUUGUUUUAUUUAGCAACAUCAUUUGCUGGAGCAAUGUAUAUUACUGGUGCUGUUGAAAUUUUUCUUAAUUACAUGGCACCAAGUUUAGCUUUAUAUGGAGAUUUUCGUAAUGACCAGGAAAUAAUGUAUCAUAAUAUUCGUACUUACGGAACCAUCCUUUUAGUACUUGUUGGAAUUGUUGUCUUCAUUGGAGUUCGAUUUGUUAGCAAAUUUGCCCCUAUUGCUCUCUUCUGUGUUAUUAUUUCUAUUUUAUCAGUAUAUAUUGGAGUGUUUACAAAUUAUUAUGGAAAUGAUCAUCUGUUUUAUUGUAAAUUGGGAGAUCGUAUACUUUCACAGAAUAGAAGUAUGACUUGUAGUAAAGAUCAAAAUAUUACCGAUUCACUUUUCCAUAUUUAUUGUCAUAAAAAUGAAACGGCUACUGGAAAUAUAACAGAUUAUAUUUGUGAUCCAUACUUUGAAAAUAAUGAUGCUGAAAAAGUUAAAGCAAUUCCUGGGCUUGCAAGUGGUGUUUUUUCUGAAAAUGUACCAAGUCAUUAUUGGGCAAAAGGAGAAUAUAUUUCUUUGAAAGAACCAGAAGAAAAAGAAACAAAACGUAAUCAGCUAGUUGCCGAUAUUACUACUACAUUUACUUUAUUAGUAGCAAUAUUCUUUCCUUCAUGCACAGGUAAGAUAGAUCUUUCUGGUGUGUUACUAUUUGGUGCAUCUUUUGAUAAUUUGUUUCUCAGAGAUAAAUUUGGAGAUAGUAUUGGUGGGGGAUUAGCAGUGGCUCAUUUAGCCUGGCCCCAUCCAAUAGUUAUUGUAGUUGGGUCCUUCCUCUCUACUAUUGGAGCUGGAUUACAGUCUCUUACUGAUCGUAUACUUUCACAGAAUAGAAGUAUGACUUGUAGUAAAGAUCAAAAUAUUACCGAUUCACUUUUCCAUAUUUAUUGUCAUAAAAAUGAAACGGCUACUGGAAAUAUAACAGAUUAUAUUUGUGAUCCAUACUUUGAAAAUAAUGAUGCUGAAAAAGUUAAAGCAAUUCCUGGGCUUGCAAGUGGUGUUUUUUCUGUUAAGCAUAAUUAUUGUAAAUUGGGAGAUCGUAUACUUUCACAGAAUAGAAGUAUGACUUGUAGUAAAGAUCAAAAUAUUACCGAUUCACUUUUCCAUAUUUAUUGUCAUAAAAAUGAAACGGCUACUGGAAAUAUAACAGAUUAUAUUUGUGAUCCAUACUUUGAAAAUAAUGAUGCUGAAAAAGUUAAAGCAAUUCCUGGGCUUGAUAAGUUUUUAUUAAUUAUAAGCAUUUAUAAAUUUAUAUUCAUGUAUUAUUUUAGAGCUGAAAAAGAAUGGGGUGAUGGUAUACAUGGUCUUGCACUUUCUGCUGCACGAUACAGUCUAUUAAAAUUAGAAGAAGGUCCACCACAUACAAAAAAUUGGAGACCUCAAGUAUUGGUCCUCUGCAAAUUAGAUGAUGAAUUAAGUCCUAGAUAUCGAAAAUUAUUUACCUUUGCUUCACAAUUGAAAGCAGGGAAAGGACUCACGAUAAUAUGUUCAGUUUUAGAAGGAGAUUAUUCUAAAAUGUACAGUGAAAGUCAGGCAGCUAAAUUAAGUUUAAGAAGAAUAAUGGAAGAAGAAAAAGUGAAAGGUUUUGCUGAUGUUGUUGUUGCUAAAAAUGUAUCUGAUGGCAUUUGUCAUUUAAUUCAGACAGCUGGCCUUGGUGGAAUGAAACACAAUACAGUAAUUCUUGGUUGGCCUUAUGGAUGGAGACAAUCACCCUACGAAAAAUCUUGGAAAGUGUUUCUUGAUUCUGUAAGAGAAGUUACUGCAAGUAAAAAUGCCUUAUUAGUGCCUAAAGGUAUUGAUCAAUUUCCAGAAAGCACACAGAAAUUAAGUGGAAACAUUGAUAUUUGGUGGAUUGUUCAUGAUGGUGGACUUUUAAUGUUGCUUCCAUUUUUAUUGAAGCAACAUAAAACCUGGAAGAAUUGUAAACUUCGAAUUUUUACAGUGGCACAAUUGGAAGAUAACAGUAUUCAAAUGAAGAAAGAUUUGACAACAUUUUUAUAUCAUCUUAGAAUUGAAGCAGAUGUUGAAGUGGUUGAAAUGAUGGAUAGUGACAUAUCAGCAUAUACUUAUGAAAGAACUCUUAUGAUGGAACAACGUAUCGAAAUGCUGAAACAUAUAAGAGUAAAUCGCAAGGAUUCGCUAAAUGUCCUCCAAUCUAUUGUCGAUCAUCAUUUUGUUCAAUCUCAAAGUCAAAGAAAUCCUAAAGUGAGAUUUAUAGAAACACCACAAGAAGAAGAAGAAGAUUUGUCGGAAGUGAGCUGUGAUAAGCCUGAAGAAGAAGGAAGAAGUUCUACGGAGAGAAAUUCUCCAGAAAACUCAUCAAAACCAGCAGAAACUUGUGAUCAGAAUAAUAAGGAAAAAUUUGAUGAUGAUGUGUUAAAUAUUAAGCCAGAUGAAGCAAAUGUAAGACGCAUGCAUACUGCUGUUAAACUCAAUGAAGUAAUUGUUACAAAAUCUCACAAUGCUCAGCUAGUCAUCAUCAAUCUUCCUGGUCUUCCUAAAUCUCAGAAAAUAGAAGCAAACUAUAUGGAAUUUUUAGAGGUAUUAACAGAAGGUCUAGAAAGAGUUCUAAUGGUUCGAGGAGGAGGAAGAGAAGUUAUAACAAUUUAUUCUUGAGUUAAUUUUUCUGACAUCCUGUUUUCCCCAAACACACAAAAUAUCCAUGCAGUUUCAUACAAACUUAAAUUUUUAUUAAUGCUUUCAGAUAAUUUAAUGCCUUGUUGGGCCGUACUUCCACAUGAGAAGUCUAAAAUU